AUGUACAGGACCAAGGUGCCACGCCACUAUCCUGAUUCUGCAAUUCUAGAGCUGAAACUGACAGAAAGGAUUGUUGAGACUGCAAAGUCUCCUAUUGCAAGUAUAGCAAAAAGUGUAGCUACGAAUGAUUUACCUGCACCUAUAGUAGCUUCAUUCUCAUCUAAAGAACCCAACCCAAUCACACCAGAUCAUUUGAAGCCUGACAUCACUGCACCAGGUGUAGAUAUUCUAGGAGCUUGGUCAAAUGCUGCACCAGAGCAGCUGCCUAUGUUAUCAUCAACAUUGGAUGCAACAUUAGAUGGCAAUGAAGCUGCAGAAUUAGGAUAUGGUGCAGGGCAGAUUAAUCCUUUCAAGGCCAUCAAUCUGGGGCUUGUGUAUGACACCAAUGUAGAUUCUUAUAUCAAUAUGCUAUGUAGCCAAGGAUACAAUGAAACAUUUUUACGUUUACUGACAGGAGAAUUUAUCGUGUGUUCUUCAAAUUUAUCUAACAACGGAGUAUGGGAGCUUAACUAUCCUUCUAUAAUGGUUAUUGGCAAUGUAAGUGAGCCCUUUUUGGCUCAAUUUCUAAGAACAGUUACAAAUGUAGGACCUGCAAAAUCUACCUAG
Messenger RNA from Cryptomeria japonica (Japanese cedar), 606 nucleotides. Its product is annotated as cucumisin-like. Gene Ontology annotation, biological process: proteolysis. Lineage: Eukaryota; Viridiplantae; Streptophyta; Pinopsida; Cupressales; Cupressaceae. Gene Ontology annotation, molecular function: serine-type endopeptidase activity. Bases 1 to 606 code for a protein of 201 amino acids. The transcript has 5 exons. The record is from RefSeq and is a predicted model, not a curated record.